AUGAGUUCAGAAGAAACCCCUUUGACGACUAACCCUGAAAUAGUUCUCCGAAAGAGAAAAAAUGCUCUUCGACUCAGGGAAGUGAAGAAGUUACAAGCUGGAGAAAGAGCAGCAAAGAGAUUAGCACGCAAAAAUUCUAAAAACCAAAAGUUCAUAAGAGCAGAGACUAUGAUCGCAAGACAUAGGGCGAGUGAAAGAGAACAGUACAGAAUUAAAAGGGUGACAAAAUAUGAUAGGGAAAGUAUUGAAAGAUCAGAUAAAAAGGACGACGAUGAGAAUUCCAAACUAGUUUUUAUUAUGAGGAUAAAAGGUCCUUAUGGAGCAAGAAUUCCAUAUAAAGCAAUUCAGAUUUUAAGGUUAUUAAGACUUGACGCUGUUAAUGUCGGUACUUUUGCCAAAUACAAUGAAACUAUCAGACCACUUCUUAGAAUCGUGAAUCCUUAUAUUGUGAUCGGAACACCAUCACUAGCGACAGUGAGAAAUUUAAUUCAGAAGAGGGCAAGGGUGCGUAUUUCUGUUUCUGAAAUGAAAACUAAGAUCGAGAAAGGUGAAAUCGAGGAAGGAGAAGAGUAUGAUGAGGCUCGUGAGACAGUCUCAGUUCCAUUAAAUGACAAUAACCUAAUUGAAGAGAAGCUUGGAGAAAAUGGCAUUAUUUGCACUGAAGAUAUAAUUCACGAAAUUGCUUCUGUUGGACCAAGUUUCAAGACUUGCGUGAAGUUUAUGGAACCUUUUAAGCUUGAACCUCCUGUCAAUGGAUGGAAUGCUUUCAGUAAGUUAGAGAGAAUUGAGUAUGAUGAAGAGAUGAAGAAUCAUAGGGUGAACAAUUCUGCCAGAGCACCGCUGAACGAAGUUGAUGUGGAUAAAUUUAUCGCCAACCAAAUAUGA
Molecule: messenger RNA, 885 nt
Organism: Brettanomyces bruxellensis
Lineage: Eukaryota; Fungi; Ascomycota; Pichiomycetes; Pichiales; Pichiaceae
Exons: 1
Coding region: 1-885 (294 amino acids)
Biological process (GO): maturation of LSU-rRNA from tricistronic rRNA transcript (SSU-rRNA, 5.8S rRNA, LSU-rRNA)
Cellular component (GO): cytosolic large ribosomal subunit
Molecular function (GO): RNA binding; structural constituent of ribosome
Source: RefSeq, a predicted model, not a curated record